Trichomycterus rosablanca is the source of this 1851-nucleotide messenger RNA. It is a transcript of the gene nr4a2a, whose product is annotated as nuclear receptor subfamily 4, group A, member 2a. Gene Ontology annotation, cellular component: nucleus; transcription regulator complex. Gene Ontology annotation, molecular function: nuclear glucocorticoid receptor binding; nuclear receptor activity; RNA polymerase II cis-regulatory region sequence-specific DNA binding. The record is from RefSeq and is a predicted model, not a curated record. Gene Ontology annotation, biological process: cellular response to corticotropin-releasing hormone stimulus; dopaminergic neuron differentiation; regulation of transcription by RNA polymerase II. The transcript has 6 exons. Bases 1 to 1851 code for a protein of 616 amino acids. NCBI's taxonomy places the organism in Eukaryota, Metazoa, Chordata, Actinopteri, Siluriformes, Trichomycteridae.
AUGCCCUGCGUCCAGGCUCAGUACGGCUCGUCUCCGCAGGGUGCGAGUCCCGCCUCGCAGAGCUACAGCUACCAUGCCAGCGGCGAGUACAGCUGCGACUUUCUCACGCCCGAAUUUGUCAAAUUCAGUAUGGACCUGACCAACACCGAAAUCACAGCCGCCACAACUUCUCUACCCAGCUUCAGCACCUUUGUGGACAGCUAUAACCCCGGUUACGACGUCAAACCUCCGCCGUGCCUCUACCAGGUGCCGCCUGCACACGCCCCAGAUCAGCCGUCGAUUAAAGUAGAAGAUGUGCCCGCGAUGCACGGGUACCAUCACCAUCACCACCCGCAUCAUCAUCAGCAGCAACCGCAGGGCCACCUUGGCCCACAGUCCGAGGACGUCAUGGCGCACUCAGGUUCUGUCUACUUCAAACCGAGCACUUCGCCUCACGGACCAGGAACCGGCCCUAAUUUCCAAAUGCAGCCGAGCCACGUGUGGGAGGACGCGGGGUCACUGCACGCCUUCCACCAGAACUACGUGGCGGCGGCCUCACACGCCAUGGAGCAGCGCAAAAACCCCGUGUCUCGCCUCUCGCUCUUCUCGUUUAAGCAGUCACCCCCCGGGACGCCGGUAUCCAGUUGCCAGAUGCGCUUCGACGGUCCGCUGCAUGUGACCAUGAGCCACGAUGGUCCCGGUGCGCACCGGGGACUGGACGGCCAGAGUUUUGCGUUGCCCGUGCGCAAACAGGCGGGAGUCGCAUUCCCGCAUUCGCUGCAGCUCGGACACGGACACCAGCUGCUCGAUGCGCAGAUGCCCUCUCCACCGUCCAGGGGGUCUCCGUCCAACGAGGGCAUGUGCGCGGUGUGCGGUGACAACGCUGCGUGCCAGCAUUACGGAGUGCGCACAUGCGAGGGGUGCAAAGGCUUUUUUAAGCGCACAGUACAAAAAAAUGCUAAAUACGUGUGUCUGGCGAACAAAAACUGUCCUGUUGAUAAGCGCCGGAGAAACAGGUGUCAGUACUGCCGCUUCCAAAAGUGCCUUGUUGUCGGGAUGGUUAAAGAAGUUGUUCGGACUGCAAGUCUGAAGGGCCGGAGAGGCAGAUUACCUUCCAAACCCAAAAGCCCUCCUGAUGCCACCGUUCCAUCACCACCAGUCAGCUUACUGAGUGCUCUGGUUAGGGCUCAUGUGGACUCCAACCCCAACAUGUCCAACCUGGACUACUCAAGAUUCCAUGCGGGAUCAGACUACCAGUUGGGUGGAGACGAUACGCAGCAUGUGCAGCAGUUCUACGAUCUACUGACGGGAUCGAUGGAGAUCAUCCGCGGGUGGGCAGAAAAGAUCCCCGGGUUCACCGAUCUGUCUAAACAGGACCAGGACCUGCUGUUCGAGUCCGCCUUUCUAGAGCUGUUCGUCCUGCGACUCGCAUACAGGUCGAGUCCCAUGGAGGGGAAGCUGAUCUUCUGUAACGGGGUGGUGCUACAUCGGCUCCAGUGUGUUCGUGGUUUUGGCGAGUGGAUCGACGCCAUCGUGGACUUUUCCUCCAACCUACAGAGCAUGAACGUGGACAUCUCAGCUUUCUCCUGCAUCGCAGCUCUCGCCAUGGUCACAGAGAGACACGGACUCAAAGAACCGAAGAAGGUAGAAGAGCUCCAAAACAAGAUAGUAAACUGUCUGAAGGACCAAGUGGCGUUUAACGGAGCCGCACUGAACCGCCCCAACUACCUGUCCAAACUGCUGGGCAAACUACCGGAGCUGCGCACGCUGUGUACACAGGGCCUGCAGCGCAUCUUCUACCUGAAACUGGAAGACCUGGUGCCCCCUCCUGCAAUAAUCGACAAACUUUUCCUCGAUACGCUGCCCUUCUAA